Molecule: messenger RNA, 270 nt
Organism: Cavenderia fasciculata
Lineage: Eukaryota; Evosea; Eumycetozoa; Acytosteliales; Cavenderiaceae
Exons: 1
Coding region: 1-270 (89 amino acids)
Source: RefSeq, a predicted model, not a curated record
AUGAUUGAUGAGGUGCCAUCGACAGGUUGGUUUGUAUGGAAUACCGAUGGUUGUAGCUCAACCUUGGCAUCUUGGGCCACUGACUUGGGUCAUAGUAUAACCGGUCAUUUCUGGAACGGUGGGGUUACAGGUGACAGUGUAAGAGUAUUUUGGAGCUUGGAAACAGGUAUCGGUAUACAUGACUGUUUCAUUCUUCCUACUGUCCUCGCAUGUACCAUUGUACUUGAUGUUGACAAUCGACGAUUGGGUUGGGGGCAAAUAAAUAUGUAA